This is a messenger RNA of Scaptodrosophila lebanonensis, 603 nucleotides long. It is a transcript of the gene Cp15, whose product is annotated as chorion protein S15. Gene Ontology annotation, cellular component: egg chorion. The transcript is spliced from 2 exons. Lineage: Eukaryota; Metazoa; Arthropoda; Insecta; Diptera; Drosophilidae. Bases 137 to 499 code for a protein of 120 amino acids. The record is from RefSeq and is a predicted model, not a curated record. Gene Ontology annotation, biological process: multicellular organism development.
UAUAGUGGAUUGAAAACAAUAGUUCUAAGUAUAUAGCUUGAGUGUGUGGGUCAAAAUUUAAACGUAUAAAAGCGGACGCGAGUGCCAAGUAAAUCAUAGUUUGAUUGAUUACCACAACCAACAAAACUAAUUCAACAUGAAGUACCUGUUCGUUUGCGUUUCCUUCGCCCUCUUCGCCUACAUCAACGCCAGCUCGCUGUAUGGUGGCAACCAUGGUGGUUAUGGUCUUGGACGUGGAGGUGAUAGCGGACCCGUUGUGGCUUACCAGGCAAUUCCCGUCCACUCCUAUGGCCGCCAAUCGUACGGUCAGCCCCUCCGCUCCUAUGCUAGCGAGCCCCGCGCUGCUGCCGCCGCUGCUGCUGCCUCCUCUGCCGUCCUCUCCGGAAACUACAGGCAGGUUGCCAUUCCAGCUUAUGAGCUCGAUGCUGGUUACCAUGGCGGUCAUGGAGGUUAUGGUGGCCACCGCGGUAUCGGCAUUGGCAGCCGUGGCGGAUAUUAAUUUCGCACAAUGAACACGCGCCCAGUUUGUUCAAUGAGCAACAACCAGCUACACUGUGAAAAAUAAAGGAAACUGCUGAACGCAACGCAAUGUUGAACAAAAAA